AUGUCUUGGGACCGCCGUCUUGCCCCAACUAGGAACAAGCUGAACCCCAGCAGCUCCCAAACAGACACCUGCCUCUCGGUUCUCCCCAGCCUCUUAUUUAUUUACGUUGCCGGAUGGCUGUUUCUAACGAAGCAGCGUCUUGGCAGCUCCCUCGCCUGUCCUUCAGCACCACGCUCAACCAGCGAGAGAGGUCCGCGCCUCGUCCCACUCCUGCGCAGGCAACUGGGGCCUAGGGCUUGGGUCACGUGUUCAAAGAACGUCUCCGCGCCUGCGCGAGCGGCCGGCGGAUGUCCAGAGAUCCUCCCGAAAGCCGCAGGGACCCGGGGCCUGAGCCAGGCAAGGCCCGGCCCAGUCCUCCGAUCACCCCGCCCGCGCGUGGCUCCGCCUAGGUUGGGAUCAGGAAGGGGGCGGGUCCGCCGGCAGGGACUUCUCCAAAGGGCUGUGUCCCUUCGUGAGCUUCCCGGAGGUGCUUUACGGCUGCGUUUGCAAAGCGCAGCGCCAAGUACUGGAGGGCGAGUCAGAAAGACAAUGGCCAGACCAUAUGGAAAAACAGACCUCGGACAUCCACAGCUUGCAGAAACCCGGCCAGGAAGUCACCUCCUCAAAUACAGUAAACCACCCAGGACCAGCCAGAGAGUCAAAUAUGCACCCCCAACCAGUCAUACAGGAUGCCUGGCUUCUAGUCACCUGCCUUCCAGCUUCCCCACGCCAACAGUCUCCAGAGAAGGCACCAGGUUCCAGGUGCCACUGCCACAGAUUGACCUGGUGUGUCCCCGCCGGCUCCUCCGCCACGUCCCUCCUCUGGGCGUGUGACCCUGGCUGCGGCAAGGUCAGAGCAAGAAAGACGGACUGACCUUUGCUCCAGGAUAUUUGUCAGCUUCUCUCAGUGAAUAAACAGCUUUGUCAUCACCAACACAGUCUUUCUGGAAACUCAGCUGGCGCUGCUGAGUGCCCAAAGUGGCCUGUGAAGUAGGUAAGCUGGAUACUGUCGUUAGUCGACGUUCAGAGGUGACAGAGCAGCAGCUUAGCGUGUCUAAGGCCACAAGACCCCCAAAUGGCAGAACCGGGACUGGAGUCUGGAUCAGCGCCAUCCCCUGACGGUUAACCUCUUCAGGACCCAGUGCCAAGUCUCCCCAGCUUGCAAUAGCAGCGACCGCACGGACCACCAUGGGCUCCCAGGCCCCGCUAGCUGCAAGGGCACGCAGACACUGAUGAAUGUUCUCGAAGAUCCUAAAGACAAGGCUGAGCGGAAGCUUGCAUCAGAGGGACAGGUCCUGGCCAAUUGUUCCCCAUCCCUGGUGACAGGUACCAUCUUAUUAAAUCUGUAAAUCGGU
This is a messenger RNA of Acinonyx jubatus (cheetah), 1334 nucleotides long. RefSeq lists its product as uncharacterized. The coding region runs from base 1 to 813 and encodes 270 amino acids. The transcript has 6 exons. The record is from RefSeq and is a predicted model, not a curated record. NCBI's taxonomy places the organism in Eukaryota, Metazoa, Chordata, Mammalia, Carnivora, Felidae.